Messenger RNA from Dioscorea cayenensis subsp. rotundata (Guinea yam), 5632 nucleotides. RefSeq lists its product as uncharacterized. NCBI's taxonomy places the organism in Eukaryota, Viridiplantae, Streptophyta, Magnoliopsida, Dioscoreales, Dioscoreaceae. Gene Ontology annotation, cellular component: nucleus. The transcript is spliced from 5 exons. The record is from RefSeq and is a predicted model, not a curated record. The coding region runs from base 338 to 5281 and encodes 1647 amino acids. Gene Ontology annotation, molecular function: chromatin binding.
UUCUAUCAAUUCCUUCUCCUCCUCCUCCUCCAUUUUUGCCGUCUCUCGCGUCGCCUCGCGCAUCAUCCGAUCGCGCAAAUCUCUCUCUCCAAAUCAAAAGAUUUCGAUUUCCCUCCCAAUUAGGAAAUUCGAUCGGUUUGAUCGCAAUUCCCCUUCUCGAUCUCGCCUGUGAUUUAGGGUUUCCUCGAUAUUUGUGGCUUUGUAGAUGCUUUGAUGGGUGGGGAGCGGAGAGCUGUGUUGGAUCUAGGGCUUCGGUGAUUGUGAGACGGGGGGGAUUGAUGGUUCGUGUUUGGGGACGGAUCGGGCCAGAUGAUACUUUGGAAGAAGAUGCAAGGCUAUGCAUGACGGUGAAUGCGAGGAGAACAAUCGGCGGCCGCAGCGGCGGCAUAUGUUGCAGAGCCCUCGCGCUGGACCAGUAGCUUCGCCGGUUCUUGAUUUGAAGCAGGAUUCUACUGGUUUCUUCGUAAAGGAUGGGCGCAAGAUUCGAGUUGGUGACUCUGCACUUUUUCAAUCUGGCAAUGCACCACCUUUUAUUGGAUUAAUUCGCUGGUUCAACACAGACAACAAGGAAUAUCCCAAGCUAGGUGUAAAUUGGCUUUACAGAAAAACAGACAUAAAGCUUUCUAAAGGUGUGCUGCUCGAAGCAGCUCCUAACGAAGUCUUUUACUCCUUCCAUCGUGAUGAGAUUCCUGCUGCCUCAUUGCUUCAUCCCUGUAAAGUUGCUUUUCUUCAGAAAGGUGUUGAACUUCCCGCAGGAAUUUCUUCAUUUGUGUGUAGGAGAGUAUAUGAUGUUUCCAACAAACGUUUAUGGUGGUUGACGGAUCAGGAUUAUAUUAAUGAGCAUCAGGAAGAAGUUGAUCAACUACUAGACAAAACUCAACUAGAAAUGCAUGCAGCAGUGCAGUCAGGUGGGCGUUCACCGAAACCGUCAAAUGUUUCAUCCCCACCACAACAGUUGAAAUCAGUUUCAGAUGGUGCACAGAACAGUGGUACCUCAUUCCCCCAACAGGGUAAGAGUAAGAAAAGGGAAAGAAGUGAGACAGAGCCUAUCAGAAGGGAGCGUUCCUUGAAAGUGGAAGAUGUUGAUUCUGCUUCAUCGAAACUUGACAGCAUGAUAAAGUCUGAAAUUGCAAAAAUAACUGAAAAGGGUGGGCUUAUGAAUAUAGAAGCUGUUGAGAAGCUAGUCCAUCUUAUGCAGGUGGAUAGAGGUGAGAAGAAACUUGAUUUGGGUGGACGUGUGUUACUUGCUGAUGUCAUUUCCUCCACAGAAAAGGAUGACUGCCUGGGUAGAUUUGUGCUACUACGAGGAGUGUCUGUCUUUGAUGAAUGGCUUCAAGAGGCACACAGGGGGAAAGCUGGUGAUGGCAGUAGCCCCAAGGAAAGUGAUAAAUCUAGUGAGGAACUUGUCUUGGCUCUACUUCGUGCCCUGGAUAAGUUACCUGUCAAUCUUAAUGCUUUACAAACUUGUAACAUUGGUAAGUCUGUUAAUCAAUUGCGGGGCCAUAAAAAUUUGGAGAUACAGAAGAAAGCCAGGAGCCUUGUUGAGACUUGGAAAAAGAGAGUUAAUGCGGAGAUGGCAAAAAUAAAUGAUGCAAAGUCUGCUAGUUCCUGUCAAUCAGUUUCAUGGCCAGCAAAGCAGGGAUUUACUGAGGUUUCUCAUGUGGGAAACAAACGCCCUAGUUCAAUUGAGCUUGUUACAAAAGACCCCACUACUCAACCAUCUGCUUGCAAAUCCCUACCAAGCAAGCCCAGCCACUUGGAUGCUAUUACAAAGUCGAGUCCUGCAAUUUCUGGUUCUCCUAAAACAUCAUCGCAGUCACCUGUUCCAUUGUCAUGUAGCUCAAAAGAUACAGUUACUAAGACAACUGGGAGCAUUGGUAUGCCAGAUGUGCCACUUACUGCAGUGAAAGAGGAGAAGAGCAGCAGCUCCAGUCAGUCACAGAACAAUAGCCAAUCUUGUUCUGGUGAUCACCUAAAAACAGCGAGUUCAUCAUAUAGAGAGGAUACAAGGAAUUUGCCAACAGGAUCAGUGAUUCCUUCUAAGACCUCUGGCAGCACAUCUCGCCAUAGAAGGUCAACUAAUGGGCUCAUUGGGACAUCUACUUCUGGAUCUCAAAAAGAAAUUAAUGUGAAGUCUGGAUCACUCAACCGGACAACAAUGAUGGAUAAGGCUGGAUUGACAUGUGAGAGACAGCCUGAUUCAACUAUAGCAGAUCAUGGAAAUAGCCACAGGUUGAUUGUACGGCUGCCUAACCCUGGCCGAAGCCCUGCUCGAAGUGCCAGUGGAGGUUCUUUUGAGGACUUAUCAACAACCGGUAGUAGAGGAUCAUCUCCGGGCAUUGCUGAUAGAAUUGAUCACAUUGAUCGGACAAUGAAGGUAAAUGGUGACACUUGCCAGGCUAAUAUUUCUGCUUAUGCUCACACAGACCCUUGGCAUAGUGUUGAUUCAAAGGAAGGGAUUGCUAUUUCUGAUGAAGGUGUGAAACCACAUGCUACAUAUGAGGAUAAACCCUGUAAAAAUAUCGAUGAAAAUGGGAAGUUUGCAAAUGUGUCUAGAACAUCUUCAUCAUUGGGUAAUGAAAAGGAGUUUUCUCCACAUAAAACAAAGAUGAGAAAUUCUUUCAGCUCUAUGAAUGCAUUGAUUGAAAGCUGUGAAAAUGAGGCCAAUGCCUCGUUAUCUGCUGGAGAUGUCAUUGGGAUGAACCUGCUUGCUAGUGUUGCUGCUGGUGAAUUACCUAAGAGCGAAUUGGUUUCCCCCCCUGAAUCUCCAGAAGGUUCACCCACGAUAAAGGAUAAUGAAGCUAAACCUAGAUUGAAAUCUGAAAAUCUUCUAGUUCAGAGACAUGGCCAAACAUCUGAGGAUGCAGCUGAUGAUCCUGAAAUGCAUGAGAAAAGUGCUCAUUCUCUGUUAGGUACGGAUGAGCAACAACAUACUGCCAACAGUGCUUCAGGUGACGACAAAUCUGUCAUAACCUUAACAGAAAAUAAACUUGCAGAUGAGUGUAAUGGAGUAUAUACUGCUUCCGCAGGUGGUAAUGAUGUAAUUAAUAGUGAUGGAAAUCAUCAACAUGGCGAGGAAGCGAAAACAACUGGGCAAGUCAACGACAGUUUGACAGAUUGUAAAAGUAAGGUAAGGAAUCCAGCAUUAGAUGAAAAGAGGUCGGUAGACUUUGUUGUAGCAAAGAUUGCAGAUGAUAGAGUACCUGAUUUGGCCUGUAAUACCUCAUGUGAUGGAUGUGAUAUCCAAAAUGCUGGUGAUAUCCAAAAUGCUGCUUCUGUUACAAAGCCAGAGAAAAUGGAUGUUGAAGAUUUUACAUGUGCUUGUUCCAGUCUAGAUGUACCAAACCAGGAACCAUUGCGAGGAGGUGAAGUCAGUGCCUUGACUGAACAGCAACAGCCGCCUCUUAUGCCACUUCACUCUGCUGCAAUAGAUACAUGUGGUGAUGCAUCUGUUUCUUCUGGUGCUGAGAAUGUUCAGUGUCUUGAAAAAAGUGGUGUUUUUAAGGCUGAAAAGUCAAAUGGUUCAAAGGGGAGAAAUCUGUUUGAGCCAGGUGAUACUGAAACAAAGGAACGAAUUAACCUUCAUUCAACUACUGUUGCUCAUCCUCGAUCAGCUUCCACUGGCAAAGGGCAUGAGGAUGUGUCAGAAAGGAAGGAGGUAGCUGAACAAAGUCCAUCUGGAUCGUCCAAAUUUGAAGCAUCAUCUACUACUCCAGCCCUUGAAUCAGAACAAUCUGCAAAGUCUACUGGUUCCAAAGUGUCUGGGUCAGAUGCUGCUCGGAGUGAGGAGCAGGCAUCUACUGAGGCAUCUUUGGCUUUGAAUGCUGGUCUGGACUGCACAUCUAAAGUUGACUUCGAUCUAAAUGAGGGAUUUCUAGGAGAUGAUGGACAGCAAAGUGAGCCUGUUGCCGUGGCCAUAUCAGUUUCUUCAUCGGCGAUUAACUUGCCUGGCCUGCCACAUUUUGCAGAGUCUUCUAUGAGAAGUGGUUCGCCUGCCCCAAUAACAGUGGCUGCUCCUGCAAAAGGUCCUUUUGUUCCCCCUGAAAACCUUCUAAAAAGUAAGACAGAGCCAGGAUGGAAAGGCUCAGCUGCCACGAGUGCCUUUCGACCGGCAGAGCCUCGAAAGGUUUUAGAGAUGCCCCUUAGCACUACUGAUGUCCCUUUAUCUGCCAACAUUGCUGGUAAACAAAUCCGUCCUGCUUUGGAUAUUGAUUUGAAUGUCCCUGAUGAGAGGGUUCUCGAAGAUGUUACCUCUCAGAGCUCUGCCCAGACUACAGGCUCAGAAUCAGGUGGUGUUAGUAAUCGCGAUGUGCCCAUGCGAAUGGCUGGAGGACUUGACCUUGAUCUCAAUAAGAUUGAUGAAGGUUCAGACAAUGGGAUUUUCUUGGCAAACACUAGCAGAAGAUUUGAAGUCCCACCGAUGCCUGUAAGGCCAUCACAAGCUGGUUUGGCUAAUGGAAAUGUAAGUAGUUUUAGGGACUUUGAUCUGAAUGGACCAAGCACAGAUGAAGCAGGUGCAGAAUUUGGAAUGCACCAUCAACAAGCAAAGAAUGUAUCUCCAAUUGCUAGUCUGCGAAUGAGCAAAACUGAUGUAAACAAUACUUCUUCAUGGUUUUCCCCUGGUAACUCUUACCCUGCUGUUGCUAUUCCUUCAUUUCUGCAUGACCGAGGUGAGCAUCCUUUUCCAAUAGUUGCAGCUCCAGGCGCACAGAGAAUUUCAGGAUCAGCUACCAGUAAUACUUCAUAUGGCACUGAUAUUUAUAGACAUCCAGGCCUUACAUCAUCCCCUGCCAUGGCUUUUUCUCACACAUCUUUUUCAUAUGCUGGGUUUCCUUAUGGUUCCAGUUAUCCAGUUGCCUCAAACUCUUUUCUGGGUGUUCCAUCCACUUAUGGUGAUUCUACAGCAGGAGCUGGCCCUUGCUUCCCUACCAUUCCUUCUCAGAUAAUGGGACCAGCUGCAUCUCUCUCAUCUCAUUACAACACAAGGCCGCCGUAUGUGAUAAGCCUUCCAGAAAGCAGUACAAACAGUGGAGCAGAAAGUAGUCGAAAGUGGAGUAUUCCGGGUCUUGAUCUUAAUGCAGGUCCAGGAAGUGUAGAUGUUGAUGCCAGAGGUGAUAGAUUAUCAUCAGCUCCAAGGCAGCUCUCUAUUGCCAGUUCCCAGGCCUUUGUGGAGGAGCAGUCAAGGAUUUUCCCUCUUGCUGGUGGAAGUUUGAAGAGGAAAGAGCCUGAAGGAGGUUGGGAUGCAGAGAGAUUUGCUUACAAGCAUCCCCCAUGGCCAUAAAGAGUCUUUGAUUUUCAGUAUAGACACAAAGGAAUCUGGUAAGGAUCAUUAGGUGGGAGGCCUUUUCCUUACCUUCAGGAUAUAUAAAUACACACAGGAACCCUACUUAUCCUGGUGUUUCACAAUGAGGCUGAUGAUCCAGAUCUCUGGGAGAAUCCCAUACAGUGCUAUAUCUUUCUGUAAAUGCUGAGAUGCUUGAAAUGAUUUUAUGGUUUCAGCUGGUGCCUUUGAUUUUGCAAUGACAUUUUUCACCCCUUCAAAGCUUUGGGCUUCAAGAGGACGGAUGGCAAGUUGUGAGGCCGCCGAUGUAAUUUUAAUGUGCUGAGCUUUUUUUAAGGUUUUCUAAGGCCG